This is a messenger RNA of Aspergillus nidulans FGSC A4, 2957 nucleotides long. RefSeq names its product putative transcription factor (Snd1/p100). The transcript has 2 exons. The coding region runs from base 101 to 2749 and encodes 882 amino acids. Gene Ontology annotation, biological process: regulatory ncRNA-mediated gene silencing. Lineage: Eukaryota; Fungi; Ascomycota; Eurotiomycetes; Eurotiales; Aspergillaceae. The record is from RefSeq and is a predicted model, not a curated record. Gene Ontology annotation, cellular component: cytoplasm; RNAi effector complex.
CUUACUAACUCCUUUUUCUCUCUUAUUUUCUCUCCUUUAUCUUAUCUGUUUUCUAUUGAAAGUCCCUCCUUGGUCAAUUGAAUUCACUCGGUUUUGCAGCAUGCCUCUGGAAGCUCGUGUUAAGUCAGUGCUAUCUGGCGACACUGUUGUCUUGUCGCAUGUUCACAACCCUGCACAAGAACGUGUCCUCAGCCUUGCAUAUGUGUCCGCGCCGAGACUGCGACGAGAAGGAGAUGAGCCCUAUGCUUUUCAAUCCCGCGAAUUCCUCCGCGAACUUCUUGUCGGCAAGGUUGUCCAAUUUCAGGCGCUGUAUUCCGUCCCGUCCUCGCAACGCGAAUACGGAAAGAUCAAACUUCCAACAUUUGAGGUUACGUUACCGGAGAUCGUCGUUCAGGAGGGAUGGAGCCGUGUUCGUGAGGAAGCCGGCAAGCGAAGUGAUGACUCUGAGGAAACUCUUGCAAUGCUAGAACGGCUUCGCGCUCUGGAAGACCACGCUAGAACCGAAGGAAAGGGUGUCUGGGGAAGUGGAAACGGCCGCAUCGAGACCCGCUAUGAUCUUGAAAAUGCCAAAUCUCUGGUGGACGAGUGGUCAGGUAAACAUCUCGAGGGUAUUGUCGAGAAAGUCUUGACUGGGGAUCGUCUGGUUGUCAGACUGCUUGUUGCUCCAGAGGAGCACCUCCAGGUCAUUGUUGUGGUUGCCGGCGUUCGGGCACCUGCAACUAAGCGGGUAGGUGCUGAUGGCAAAGAGCAGCCUGCCGAGCCUUACGGUGAGGAAGCCCAGCAGUUUGUCGAAUCUAGAAUUCUGCAACGCAAGGUCCAGGUAUCCCUUUUGGGAGUCACCCCGCAAGGCCAACUCAUUGCCACUGUUCUCCACCCGAAUGGAAACAUCGCAAGAUAUCUUCUGGAAGCCGGUCUCGCCCGAUGCCACGAUCAUCACUCUCCUCUCCUCGGUGCUGAAAUGGCAGCCUUCCGCCGUUCGGAGAAGGUCGCUAAGGAUGCCCGAUUGGGCUUGUUCACUGGUCUUGUCGCGCCCAAGGGUCCUGCUGGCGGGGCCACUGAGCAGGAUUACGUUGUUGUCCGUGUGCUCAACGCUGACACCAUUUUCGUCAGGAACAAGGCUGGUCAGGAGAAGAAGCUUAGCCUGAGUAGCAUCCGUCAACCCAAGCCAUCUGACCCCAAACAAGCGCCAUUUGCUGCCGAUGCUAAAGAAUUCCUGAGGAAGAGGAUUAUUGGCAAGCACGUAAAGGUGACCAUCAAUGGCAAGAAGCCUGCGACUGAGGGCUACGAAGAGAGGGAAGUGGCCACAGUUAUUCAAGGGAACACGAACGUUGCUCUUGCCCUUGUGCAAGCUGGAUACGCAUCGGUUAUCCGUCACCGUCAGGAUGACAGUGACCGAUCUCCUAUUUAUGACGAUCUGAUGAUUGCUGAAGCUGAAGCUCAAAAGGAUGGAAAGGGCAUGUGGAGCUCUAAGCCUCCUAAGACGAAGCAGUACCAAGAUUACUCCGAGAGUCUCCAGAAGGCCAAGAUGGAGGUUUCUAUUCUUCAGCGUCAGAAGCGUGUCCCCGCCAUUGUCGACUUUGUCAAGUCUGGAUCCCGCUUCACUGUUCUAGUGCCUCGCGAGAACGCUAAGCUUACCCUGGUUCUUUCUGGUAUUCGCGCUCCUCGAUCUGCACGCAACCCUGGUGAGGCUUCUGAGCCAUUCGGUAACGAAGCACAUGAGCUGGCCAACAGACGAUGCAUGCAGCGUGAUGUGGAAAUUGACGUUGAGACCAUUGACAAGGUUGGCGGUUUCAUCGGUACGCUUUACGUGAACAAGGAAAAUUUCACCAAGGCUCUUCUUGAGGAGGGUCUGGCAACUGUCCACGCUUACUCGGCGGAGCAAUCUGGUCACGCGACGGAAUACUUUGCUGCCGAACAGAGGGCAAAGGAAGCACGUAAAGGACUCUGGCACGACUGGGACCCUAGCAAGGAAUUAGAGGAAGAAGAGGAGGCGACCAGCGGCAGCGCCGUGGAGACCGAAGCUACCACACGCCGCAAGGACUACCGAGACGUCAUGGUCACCUAUGUUGAUCCCACUACCGCGCGUAUCAAGCUCCAACAGAUUGGAACUGGCACCUCGGCGCUGACCGAGCUUAUGAGCGCAUUCCGAUCGUUCCAUAUCAACAAGUCAAAUGACAAUAGCCUUCCUGGCCCUCCCAAGGCCGGUGACUUUGUUGCUGCCAAAUUCACAGAAGACGGUGAGUGGUAUCGCGCCAAGAUCCGUCGUAACGAUCGCGAGAAGCAACAAGCCGAAGUUCUCUACAUCGACUACGGUAACUCAGAAGUCCUGCCUUGGUCCGCCCUCAGACCGCUUAGCGCUCAGUUUUCCACCCAGAAGCUCCGCCCCCAGGCCGUGGACGCCGUUCUUUCUUUCAUUCAGUUUCCCGUGAACCUCCCGCACUACCUUGAAGAGGCGGUGUCUUAUAUCGAGGAACAAACUUAUAACCGCGAACUUGUCGCCAAUGUGGACUAUGUUGCACCAGAGGGAACCCUGCACGUUACUUUGCUCGAUCCUGAGGGAUCGAAGAGCCUGGACCAGAGUAUAAACGCGGAUAUUGUUCACGAGGGUCUGGCCACGGUUCCUCGCAAAUUGAAGGCGUGGGAGCGUGCUGCCGGUGAGACUUUGUCGAACCUUCGGGCUCUGGAGGACGAAGCUAGGGAGUCGCGUCGUGGUAUGCACGAGUAUGGUGAUGUUGGCGAGGAAGACUAAAGGCAGUUAGCCUGAAAACACAGCGUUUCGUUUUGUUCAUGUACAAAUAUUGCUGUUUUCUUGCGUGGGACAACCUACAAAAUGGACUAUCAUUUUGAGACUCAUACGUGGUGCCAAACUACCUCAGGAGCAGUACGAAGUAUAGACCGCAUAACUACCCCAUAAUUUCAUCAAGUUGGCCAAUAUGAUGACUCAGCAAAGCAUUUCU